GUGAAGGAUUCAGAGUUCGAGGGCGAGGAGGCUGAGUCUACAAUGACAAAGGUUGCUGGCCACUGGGUCCAAGGUUCGGGUGCUAAGGAGCCGCUGAAGCACUACACGCCGACCAUGUGCACGGCGAUCGCAGACAUCGUGUCGUUUGCGAAGGAGAUCAAGGUUGUGCCAGUGGUCGACGUGUCCGAUGAAAUAUGA
Prorocentrum cordatum is the source of this 198-nucleotide messenger RNA. Lineage: Eukaryota; Dinophyceae; Prorocentrales; Prorocentraceae. The record is from the annotation of a GenBank genome assembly.